CAGCGCGGUCGCAAGUUACGAGUCGCUAUAUUGAUAUUGCCAGUUGACAAAUAGGAGCCGCUCACUCUCACUCUCUAAACUGUCUCUCUGUUGCCACCAAAGGGCGUAGAUGGGCAGAUUUCCAGGGGGUCUGACGCUCUUGCUAACAAUUCUCUAACCCACUCUCGAUUUAGGGCUUUAUGAUGACUGUUGAAAACUGUCAACAAAAAAAAAAACAGGUUUAAUUUUUUAGUUUUCGAAAGGGGUAAUAUUUUUAUUGGUGAAAAAAUGUUUCUAUAAUUCUUUGUCAAAUCUCAUUACAUUAAUAAUUUUCAAAUAUAUUGAAGCGGACCCCUGGACCCCCUUAAAUCACGCCCAUUUGCUGCCCCCAUGACUUGGCGCUCUCCGCUGCUCUCUCGCUCGCUCACACUCUCGCCUCCUCAACCGGAGAUAGUGCGACAGAAAGGGACGGACAGACAAACGAUCGACGGAAACCUGGCGAUCGAGGGGCGGGUGUGGGAGUUAGAGGAGCUCAAACGCUCAAUGAUUGCCGAUCCGAUGCAUAUCGCAGAUAUGCCCGUUCCUCCCUCUGCUUCUUCUUCCUCUUGUGCCACACAGAAGCAAAUGUGCAACAGCAGCAACAUCAAGAACAACAACCCCCUGGAACAACAACAACUGAUAAGGCUUCAUGUCUGCAUUCUAACGUUUACACAAUUGGACAUUCGACAAGAUUUUGUCGAUCCACUGGAAAAAAAGGUGCCUUUUUCUCCUACAUCAAAAAAUAAUCCUCAGAAAAAAAGAUCAAAGUUUGGUUUGAUUACAAUAUUUCCAUUUUAAAUAGAUCUAAUGGUGGAAAAGUAUAAAAACCACAUAAAAAUUGUUCAAAUUGUUUUUUCAAAGUAAUAUGCAACAUUCAAAACGAAUUACUCAGCUAGUUAUAUUUAUAGAUAUUUUGUUAUUACAUUUCUGAAACUGAAUAUUGAAAAAACAAUAUUUAUCAAAAUUAAUAGGAAGACUCCAUCUAGAAAAGGCCCACUUUUUCACGUGCAGAUAUCGAACUGAAGACGUAGCGAUUUGUGUGCACUCGCUUUUGUUUGUUGCUUGCUGUGGAUUGUGUGAAGAACAUGAUAGUUUAUGGUUUAUGGCUAUCUAAACAUAGGCCCGUGCGUGUGCGUAUGCGUUUAAGUACGCCCGAGAAGUUUACAUUACGCCGGAUCUGGAUCAGGAGCGGACGAGUUGCUAGUCCUCGAUUCGAAUGGAUGCUGCCCAUUUAUUAUCCAGAAAAUUUGUAGAGGAAACUAUGCACCCACACAAACGCACGGCCCAAGAACCGAAAAGUUUUCAAUUUCGAAAAUGCCCGGAGAGGUGCGUACGGCCCGAAAUAAGGGCUGCAAAGAGACACGCUCUAAAAAAACAUAGUUAUUUUUUUAGCUCCUCUCCUAUUAAAUACAUUUAUCUUCUUAUAUUAAAACCUUUAAGCUAAGGAAAGGCAUCCGUGAAGUCUUCAAUGAAAAUAUAAAACGGAAAGUGCUAUAAAAAUAGAAUCAUAAAAACAAACGAAAGCACGUUUUUAAUUCUGUUCAUUCGAUUGACAAACGUGACUAUAUUACCAAUUAAACUUCGUUUUUCUUGUAACGAAUGACUGCUACAAGUUAUCAGUAUAUAUCAGUAUUUCACAGUUGUAAACGUUAUUGUAAAACCCAAAGAAAUUUUGUAACUGAUAACUCAUUAAUUGUGUAUGUUAUCAAGUAGAAAGUACUCGGUAUAUGUAUUUAUCAUUUUCUUAUGUUUUUUUUUAAAGAAAUGUACAGAAAUUCCUUUUUGGAUUUUUUACGAUGCAGGUAGCCCUGGUUUAGGUAUUUGGAAAUUCCAAAAAACAGCAACAACAGCAACAUGACCCCGUCAGAAUAUCGAGGAAAAAUGCGGUGAUCGGGGGCAGAAUAGGCGGAAUGAGGAGUGACGGUACGGGGGCGGCAGCGAAAGAAACAACACCGAAUAGGAACAAUGUAAACAAAGCGCCCAUUCCACAGGCAAAUUACCAAAUUACCCGAUGAUGAAGUCAAUUGUUGUAUACAAUAAAAAUGUGUGUUGUUGCUGCUGCUAUUGCUCCGAUAUUCUUUUGUUUUCCUUUUUUUCGAAAGUUUUUCUAGUUCGCCUGCUGGUUGUUUUUUUUUUUUUUUUUUUUUUUUUUUGUCUCUCAAUAUUUUGUACGCUUGGCUAGAGGCGGCUGCCUUCGGGCCCACUUUUUGGGUGGAAACAAUGUGGAUGGAUGUGUGAAUGCGGAGAAUUCAGUUUUAGUACAAAUUCGGCGCAGGAACGAGCAACGCGCCCACUUGCCGACCACAAAGUACCACGCGAUGUUCCCACCCGGCCAAAAUCAAAAUCCGCUACCGCUUUCGUUGAUACCACUGCCAGUUCCCGAUCCCUAUGCGAUUAGCAAGGCCGUCCAGGAUCCGGAGAGUCUGGACCUGGAUGUGGAUGUGAACCUCCACCUGGAUGGGGGGCGGCAAGAGCUGUUCGAGGGUUACUCGGACGAGCUGCUGACCAUCGCCUGGGUGGCCUGCAUUGUGUUCAUCAUCGUGGGUGUGCCCGGCAAUCUGCUCACGAUCGUAGCUUUAUCACGUGGUCGGCAGACCCGCAACUCAACGGCCAUAUUCAUCAUCAACCUGUCCUGCUCGGAUCUGCUCUUCGGCUGCUUCAAUCUUCCCCUGGCAGCCUCCACUUUCAUGGAGCGGGCCUGGACGCACGGUGAUCUGUGGUGCAGGUUGUUUCCGAUGCUGCGGUAUGGCCUGCUGGCGGUUUCACUGCUCUCCGUGUCGUUGAUCACCAUCAACCGGUACAUCAUCAUCGCCCAUCCCAGGCAGUAUCCCAGGAUCUACCAGCGACGGUACUUGGCUCUCAUGGUGGCCGGCACCUGGGUUACCACCUUCUCCAUAAUGAUACCCACCUGGCGCGGCGUGUGGGGUAUCUUUGGCCUAGACGUUAGCAUCGGAUCCUGCUCCAUUCUGCACGAUCGCUACGGCAGAUCGCCCAAGGAGUUCCUCUUCAUCGCCGCCUUCAUGGUGCCCUGCAUCUGCAUUGUGAUCUGCUAUGCUAGAAUAUUCCUGCUGGUGCGAAAGGCGGCCAUUCGAGCUGGAACCGCUGGAAAGAGCAAUGUCAGUGAUGUGACCCCCAGUUCCACGACUCAGCAGAACCAAGCCCCAGCCAUGGCCAUGCAAAAGAGGCCGGAAAAGGCCAGUACGUCCAGCGGCGAGGCACAGGAUGCACCAAUCUCCGGACGACCCUUUGUAGUGGAGGAGCAGCUGGCGUACAUCGAUGACAAUGCCUCGGCGGACAGCCUGCCUAUCUCGUACAGCAUCCGGAGGAGGGAUCAGGAACAGCAGCUGCAGCACCAGCAGCCACCCGUGGAUGCGAAUGUGGUGCUUAAGGAGCGGGAUCACGAGAAGUUUAGCCUGGGACGCAGUCAAACGCAACUGGAGAUGGGCAAGUCGGCUGGAAAGAACCCUAUUACGACCUCGCUUCGGACUUCCUUCACCAGGUUCAGUCCGCGAAAGUCGCACUACGUCUCCAUGGGCAACACCUCGAAUGCUUCCUCCAUUUACCCGGGCAGGAUGAGUGCCAAGGACCGAAGGUUGCUAAAGAUGAUACUGGUGAUCUUUGUGUGGUUCGUCAUCUGCUACCUGCCCAUCACGGUGGCCAAAAUCUGGAAGAGCGCCACCGAGUUGCACUGGUUUAAUAUCGCCGGCUAUCUACUCAUCUACCUGACCACCUGCAUCAACCCGCUGAUCUACGUCCUGAUGAGCUCCGAGUACCGAAGGGCCUACUGGAACCUACUACGCUGUCAUGGAUCACCAGAUCCCCACAAACAGCAACGGAAUCAGGUCCACUCCAAUGCCAAGCGGAAGCACCUGGAGUCCACCAAUCGCCAGGUGAAGGCCACGACGUGAAGAGGAAAUCCUUCUCCUAACAUCUUAAUCCUCCGUCCCAUCAGGAUAUGAUAUAUGGGAUGUGUACCGAAAUUGCAUACUGUAUGAUCUGUGGGAAGAAACGAUCCACAUUAAAAUACGAUCAGCAGAUAAGUCCCUUGAUCCCUCGGCGACCAUUGUGCCUCCAUGUCCACUCGAUGUCUAGUCACACGUUCCUAUCGGAUCUUCCCUUCCAAGCACACACGAAAACACAGGUCGCCCAUCUAUAUCUAUCUCUAUAUAAUGUAGGAACUCCAGAAGUGUAGUGCAUUUUAUACCAAAUGACUUUAAUAUCUGGUUUUACAU
Molecule: messenger RNA, 4250 nt
Organism: Drosophila gunungcola (fruit fly)
Lineage: Eukaryota; Metazoa; Arthropoda; Insecta; Diptera; Drosophilidae
Product: protein trapped in endoderm-1
Exons: 4
Coding region: 2337-3926 (529 amino acids)
Biological process (GO): G protein-coupled receptor signaling pathway
Cellular component (GO): membrane
Molecular function (GO): G protein-coupled receptor activity
Source: RefSeq, a predicted model, not a curated record